AAUUGGCAAAGUGAAAUUAGCCAGGGCUGGGAUAAUGUUUACAGCUUGAGAAAGCUUAGCAACUUCAUUCAUAAGAGGAGUUCUCACAAUCGGUAUUUGCUUUCCAAAGAAAGACCCACAUCGGCAGAGAGGUAGAAAUAGAGUGAGAGAAUCUUAAAACUGAAGAGGUCCUAGUUGCUUCUCAGUCUGGUCGAGACCAGGAUUAUAGAAAGUUGGAACAUUAUGGAGUGGGGAUCGGAGCUAUGGGACCAGUAUGAGAUCAUAGAACGACAGACCCAGUGGGGGAUCGAACUAGUGGAGAAGUAUGUGAAGUUUGUGAAGGAUCGCAGUGAAAUCGAACAGAGUUACGCCAAGCAGCUGAGGACCUUGGUGAAGAAAUACAGCCCCAAGCGAGCUAUGAAAGAAGAACCCGAGCUGAAGUUUUCCCAGUAUGAGACCUUCAUUAACAUUCUCAAUGAGCUGAACGACUACGCGGGGCAGCGGGAGGUUAUUGCAGAGAAUUUGACGCAGUACAUCUUUGCUGAACUCAUGAAGUACUUACACGAAAAUAAGCAGGAACGCAAGACGCACCUUCUAGAAGGAAGAAAAGCCCAGCAGAACCUGGAAGUCAGCUUCAAACAGUUGGAUAAUGCCAAGAGGAGGUUUGAGCGAGAUUGCAAGGAGGCAGAGAAGGCACAGCAGAAUGCAGAGAAAGUCGACAAUGACAUCAACACAACUAAAGCUGACGUGGAAAAGGCAAAACAGCAAGCGAACCUGCGGAACCACAUGGCAGAGGAGAGCAAAAACGAAUAUGCUGCUCAGCUGCAGAAGUACAACAAGGACCAAAACGAGUUUUACUUUGUGGAAAUGCCCAACGUUUUCAAUAAGCUGCAAGACAUGGAUGAGCGGCGGACACGGAAACUCUGUGAGGCGUACAAGAUGUUUGCGGACACAGAACGGAAGGUCAUGCCCAUCAUUGGGAAGUGUCUGGACGAGAUGACAAAAGCUGCGGAGUCUGUGAAUGAAAGUGGUGAUUCUCGUGUUCUGAUUGAGGCCUACAAAUCAGGAUUUGAGAGGCCAGGGGAGUUAGAGUUUGAAGACUACAGCCAGCUGAUUAAUCGAACUUCUUCAGAAAAUAGCAUUGGUUCCCUUAAAUCAGAGUCAAAGGUUGACCAAAGGACCAUCGGCAAAAGCAAGAACAAACGCUGGCCAUUCGGCAAGAAGAACAAGCUGGCAGUGUCUGAAGACUUCAGCCACCUCCCACCUGAGCAGCGCAGAAAAAAGCUUCAGCAGAAGAUCGAUGACUUGAACAAGGAGCUGCAGAAGCAAGUUGACCAGAGAGAAGCAUUGGAUAAAAUGAAAGAUGUCUAUCAGCGGAACCCACAGAUGGGAGAUCCAAACAGCCUUGAGCCCAGAAUAGUCGAAACUAAUCAGCACAUCGACAGACUGCAUCACGAACUUCAGAAGUAUGAGUCGUGGCUGACAGAUGCUGAAGGGAAGGUUGUUUCAAGAAGUGACAGCUGUGUACAGUACAUCCCCCACUGUGACCAGUCACCCUCCUUGAACAACAACGGGUCACACGAAAAGGAAAGUCCGGAUACAACCUACUCUGAUGAUAGUGGGCAGGAGCCUCUGCCACAGCCUCCAACCCUCUCAGAAUUUGAUGAUUUUGAAGUGGACGACAUCAUUCAGCCCAUAGGAAGCUCAACUGCCCUGUAUCCAUUUGACGGUAACAGUGAAGGGACCAUUGCAAUGGCGGAAGGAGAGGUGCUGCACCUGAUCGAGGAGGACAAGGGGGAUGGAUGGACUCGGGUCAGGCGGCACAACGGCGAGGAAGGCUACGUCCCCACGUCGUACGUGAAGAUCUCCCUCAGCAGAAUGUGAGCCAGCUGGUGUCAGUGGCUUUGGGACUUGCCCUCUGGUUCAGAGUGGCUCAGUUUCCACCUUUGGACCAUUGUGGUGUUGUGAUGGAGCAUUCAAUGGGACAGGCAGCUCCUUGGAAAAGUGGGAGAGGGACAAGGGUUACUUGACCAUCACUGGUCUUCACAUUGGAAAAAAAAACCUAAGAGUCACUUAGUUGCAUUGUAAUAUCUUCGGCACAUAAUUAGGAGAGCAUUUCUGACCAUUCAGUUCACUUUAGGAAGACUAUUGCCUUGUGCAUUCCAUUCUGGUACAGUAAAUCCAGUUCUAAUGUACAUAUUGUGUAGUAAUAAUUGUAUUUAGGGAUGAGCUCCUGACUUUUAAUUGCAAAUCACUGAGGCCGUUCUUUUAUAUAGAUAUUUUACAUAGACUGUCAUUUCUUUUAUGUACAAUCGUCAAGUCCUGUGCACGGGGUUAAAGCCACUCAGAACAUGACCUGGAGUGUGACAGCCUGAGGCACCCGGAUGAAAUUACUCUGGCAGCGUCGAGCUGGCUCUCCAAAUCCUUUACGGCGGCGGCCUGGUCGUGCACGUGAGGAGUGGGCCGGCCGUUCCGAAAAGCAACUGGACACAGCAGAGUCUGCAGGGAGCCCGGCCUUGGCGCGAAUUGGCUACGGCUCACUCCGAGUGAAUGGGGGCCAGCGUCAAUUUAGGUUGAUAGAUGGUGGGGGUAAGGGUAAGAAGAAACGAUUUAGAAACGAAGAGCAAAGCUCAGCGCACUGCCCAACGAUGCCUUAGAUGGUGGGGCUGAUGAUCGACACUAGCAGCUAGUUUAGGCUGUGGAUUUUUGGGGGAGAGCAGGAGUGUACUGGGCUGCCUCUGGAAACCUGUGGCGGGGCAUGGAUGGUUAUAUCUGUUUGUGCGUUUGUAUAGCGCGACUUCACUAAAAUUGAAUGUUUGCCAAUUAUUGGUCUUUUAAGUGUAUAUUAUUACAAGAAACAAAUCAAUGAAUUGUUAUAAGUCAGAAGUGAACUGAGGGCGGGUAUUUUGAGCCCUGACGCUAACCUGUGGGGUCCUAACUUGAGCAGUUCUUCUGUGGUAUUUGGUAUGCUGUCCAGAAUGUAGCCCAUUUGUUAAACCAUGGCGGAAAAUAUAUGGUAAUGGAGCAUUUAUGAUGUUGUAGACCUAUAAAGCGCUUCACAUUACAAUAGGACAGUAACCUGGUUGUUUUCCUGCACGAAUCUAAUACUGUAAUAAAAUACUGUUCCAACUGAG
Hypanus sabinus (Atlantic stingray) is the source of this 3113-nucleotide messenger RNA. RefSeq names its product cdc42-interacting protein 4-like. Lineage: Eukaryota; Metazoa; Chordata; Chondrichthyes; Myliobatiformes; Dasyatidae. Bases 223 to 1863 code for a protein of 546 amino acids. Gene Ontology annotation, biological process: signal transduction. Gene Ontology annotation, molecular function: protein binding. The transcript is spliced from 14 exons. The record is from RefSeq and is a predicted model, not a curated record.